Pyrus x bretschneideri (Chinese white pear) is the source of this 573-nucleotide messenger RNA. Its product is annotated as bifunctional epoxide hydrolase 2-like. The record is from RefSeq and is a predicted model, not a curated record. NCBI's taxonomy places the organism in Eukaryota, Viridiplantae, Streptophyta, Magnoliopsida, Rosales, Rosaceae. The transcript has 4 exons. Gene Ontology annotation, molecular function: hydrolase activity. The coding region runs from base 1 to 573 and encodes 190 amino acids.
AUGGAGGACUACAUACGGUCUGGGGCAGUGAAGCAUUUUGUACCCGAUUUGGACAUUGCAUGUAUUGCAGAAGGGAGUCACUUUGUGCACGAACAAUUUCCUGAUCAAGUUAAUCAGUUCAUGAUCAGUUUCCUUGAGAAACAUGGUAUUCCUUUCAUUCUGACACCUGCUCUGCCUGCAUACCUGACACCCGCUCUCCACCCAGAGCGCGUAUCAGGUGUUAUAACACUAGGGAUUCCUUUCAUUCAACCAGGCCCCUCUGCCAUCCAAAAUCAUCUCCUCCCUGAAGGUUUGUACAUAUCAAGAUGGCAGGAGCCAGGGUGGGCAGAAGCUGAUUUUGGUAGCUUUGAUGUUGAGUCAGGGAUAAGGAACGUCUACACUUUCUUCUCCAGAAGUGAGAUCCCAAAAGCAUCUACUGAUCAAGAAAUCAUGGACUUGUUUGACCCCGCAACUCCUCUACCACCAGGGUUUACGGAAGAAGAUCUUGAAGUCUAUGCAUCUUUGUAUGAGAAAAAUGGAUUCCGCUUUCCAGUGCAAAAUCCAUACAGAACUAUAGGCCUGGAGUACGGUUGA